This is a messenger RNA of Zophobas morio, 865 nucleotides long. Its product is annotated as pseudouridine-5'-phosphatase-like. Bases 88 to 777 code for a protein of 229 amino acids. Lineage: Eukaryota; Metazoa; Arthropoda; Insecta; Coleoptera; Tenebrionidae. The record is from RefSeq and is a predicted model, not a curated record. Gene Ontology annotation, molecular function: phosphatase activity. The transcript is spliced from 4 exons.
UUGCAACAGACAUGCGUCUGUGACUUAUCUCAGGUCACUUCAGGAGAUCCACGUGAAACGACUUUGUAAAUCUUAUCUACAUUUACCAUGGCUUUCAAACACGUGUCCCAUGUAAUUUUCGACAUGGAUGGCCUUAUUAUAGAGUCCGAGUCCGUUUACGAUAAAGUAUUUAGCGAAAUUGCACUUAACCAUGGAACUGAAUACACAAAAGACACCAAACUAAAAAUGAUGGGUACUCCUGACCCUAUAACCGCUCAAAUUGCAAUCAAAGAAAUGCAGCUGCCAUACAACGUCGACCAGUUCCUGGAAAUCUAUUUACCACGAGCGAAAGAACUGCUCAAACACCCUCAACUCAUGCCAGGUGCCAAAAGACUCAUCCAGCACCUCUACAAACACAACAUCCCAAUAGCUAUAGCAACAUCUUCCUCUCAAGAGUUUCUACAAAUCAAAACGCAAGACCAUCAAGAGCUGAUUUCUCUUUUCCAGCACAUAGUUUGUGGGAGUACUGAUCCUGAAGUCAAGAAUGGAAAACCCGCUCCUGAUAUUUUCCAAGUGUGUGCGUCUAGGUUUUCUGAUAAACCACGACCCGAUCAGUGUUUGGUUUUUGAAGAUUCGCCUAAUGGUGCCAUGGGUGCUAUAGCAGCUGGGAUGCAAGUCGUUCUAGUACCGGAUCCCGACAUACCUCGAGAAGCUAGACAGCCGGCUACACUUUUACUCGGGUCUUUGGAGGAGUUCAAGCCUGAGCUUUUUGGACUACCAGCGUUUGAGCGGUUCUGAUUGGUUUUGAAAAUGAAAAAAGUCGCAUUGUUUUAUUAAACGAUUUAUUGUCUAUAUUUACAAAUUUACUAUAGUCUAUUUAUCCAUA